Messenger RNA from Henningerozyma blattae CBS 6284, 1842 nucleotides. It is a transcript of the gene SPO1, whose product is annotated as putative carboxylic ester hydrolase. Gene Ontology annotation, molecular function: A2-type glycerophospholipase activity. Gene Ontology annotation, biological process: glycerophospholipid catabolic process. The transcript has a single exon. Bases 1 to 1842 code for a protein of 613 amino acids. NCBI's taxonomy places the organism in Eukaryota, Fungi, Ascomycota, Saccharomycetes, Saccharomycetales, Saccharomycetaceae. Gene Ontology annotation, cellular component: intracellular membrane-bounded organelle; cytosol; extracellular region. The record is from RefSeq and is a predicted model, not a curated record.
AUGUCUCCAAAGUAUUCAAGAAAUAAUUCAAAUAACAAUGAAUGGUGGGCAGAUAUAAUAUAUAAAUAUCCACCAAUAAUUGGUAUGUCAAUAUCUGGCGGUGGAUAUCGUUCAAUGUUAAUUGGUGCUGGAUUUUUAAAGCAAUUAAAUGAUGAUAAUAUUUUUAAUACCUUAAGCUAUAUAUCAGGCCUCUCUGGAGGAAGUUGGCUAUUAACUGACCUGAUAUUAAACGAUUUCCAAGUUAAUAAUCUAUUGGCUAACUGGAAUUUAAAUGACAGUUUAAUUGGAGGGAUAAAGGAGCUUAAUUUAAAAGAAAAUGAAAUCAUAUCUAUUGAGAAACGAUCUUUUGAAAAUGACAUAAUGAAACAAGAAGACAAUUCUGUCUUUACUAAGUUUAAGGAAUAUUUUUUGAAAUAUAUUUUAGAUAAUGGUAAGACAAAUAAGGGAUCGAAAGAAGAAAAUGAUAUUUUUAAAAAAGCUCAAGAAUUAUUAAAGUUUUAUAUUCACAUUCAUGAGAGUGUGAUUCCAAAAAAAUUUCUGGGAUUUGAUAUUUCAUUUACAGAUUAUUGGUCUAAAGUGUUAAUAGAAAGAAUUUCUUCUGAGUUUUUAAGAACAAAAAACUCAUCAUCAUUAAGCCAAAUGAUAGCAAACUCAACUGGGUUUCAAAAAUUUCAAUUUCCACUUCCAAUUUUUAUAUCUAAUGGACGAAAUAAUAAUGUAAAAAAUAUAAUAUUUGAAUUUACUCCAUUUGAAUUUGGAUCCUGGGAAUUACCAGUUCAGAAAUUUUUUAACAUAAAGUAUAUUGGCUCAAAGUUCAUCAAUGGCAAAUCAGUAAAAUGUGUUUGUGGAUUCGACGAUAUUGGGUUUAUAUCAGCCACUUCAUCAUCAGUUUUUAAUAAUAUUCUAAUAUACUUUUGGGAAACCAUCUCAACAAUAUCAACUGAAUUUAUUUUUGCUACGAAUAUUAUGCUAGAUGUUUUUGGGCUAAAGCCUGACUAUAAUACUUUAGAAAAUGGUAAUGAACCUUCAAAUAUAGAUUUAAAUCUAUAUACAAACACCCACUUACCUAUUAAAUUGCCAAUCAAUACUUAUUAUGCCAUAAUAAAGCCUAAUCCAUUUUAUCAAUUGAGAAAAAAUGAUGAAACAAUAGGAGAUAAUCCAACUAAAAAUAAAAAUAUAAGUCAGGUAGCUCAAGAAACGAAUGAAUAUGUUGACAAAGACCACAUAUAUCUAGUUGACGGUGGCGAGGAUGGCGAAAAUAUUCCUUUGAGAUCGCUAAUUCAACCUGAAAGAAAAUUAGAUACUAUCAUUGUAUUAGAUUCAAGUUCUGAUAGCAAUAAUUAUCCAAAUGCAAGUAAAUUGUGUACUAUCAAUAGGCAACUAAAGGAAAAGCUUGGAGUAGAGUAUUUGAUACCUCAAGUCGACGAAUUUAUACAGAUGCCAGAAAAAAAGCCAGUGCUAAUUAUAGGCUGUGAAUUCUAUUUUCAAGACUCUAAGAAAAGAAGUAAAUUAUAUAGGAAAGUAAGCCCAAAAUACAGAGAAAAGGAAAACUCGCAUAAACCACGAUUACCAUUGUUAUUAUAUUUUACGAAUUCACACCAAACGUUUGAAGCUAAUACAUCCACCUUUAAAGUCCAAUAUAGCCAAAAGGAGGUGGAUGGUAUGCUUGCAAAUGGAAGAGCGAUACUAACCUCAAAUUAUAACCACAAAUCCGAUAUUAAGUUUAAACAAUGCCUAGGAUGUUUCUUCUUAAGUGGGAGUCUGUAUAGAUCCCCCGAGGUAACUAAGUUGCCAUAUUUUUGUUCACAAUGUUAUAAAAGAUAUUGUUAUGCAAGCCAGUAA